GUUAUGCAGCGCUUAAUGACGCGCAGAUAUUAGGCUGUCCGUAAAUAUGCCUGAACGGAAAAGCUGCACAGGACCCCGAUUCCGCGUUUGUCCCUAACACUACUGAUUGAUCUAACAAGAUGACUGUAGAGGUUGAGAGAAAAUUCGUCUGUGAUGCAGAAAUUAUGGGGAAACUACAAGAUAUUGGAGCUGAAUGCAUUGGUCAGCGGCAGUUCCGAGACCAGUACUUCGACUCACCAGAUUUCAUCCUCACGCUGAAAGAUUUCUGGCUGAGAUGCCGAGAGGGAUUGUGGGAGUUGAAAUGCCCUGCAGUUUCAGGAACUACACCUGAUAAUGACACUGAGACCCUUUGUACACGAUACAGAGAGAUAACCAGUCUCCCUCUGAUUCAAUCAGAAGUCAGCAAGAUAAUCAGGGAACACACCGCUGAAGGGAGUGAAUCAAAUUCCUCACAAAGGGAACAAAUUGACAAAGUCGCAGAAAAUGAGGACACCGAGAUCUGUACAGCAGAUGACACAAAGUGGCUGAAUGACCUCAAUCUGGUCUGUUUUGCCGAGUUCAAGACCGAGCGCUGCUCUUACACGCUAGAGAGGGUGGCCGGUGCAGUGCGGGUGGAUCUGGACCAGGCUGAUUUCGGAUAUUGUGUGGGAGAGAUUGAGGUUCUGGUGCCUGAAGGAGGUGACAUGAAUGCAGCUCUGCAGAGGAUUACAGGCAUUGCUGUAGAACUGGGUUUAAGCUGUGAGAAGAAAGUAAAGGGGAAAAUGGAUGUUUACCUUCAAAGAUAUCGACCUGAACACUAUGCAAAGCUUCUUAGUGCUCAUAUUUUAUAAGGAAUCACUAGUGUAACAUAUAAUUUGUAGUUUUUAAAUUCUGUUUCAUUUAUGAUUCAUCCUUAAUGCUCAUAUUUUAAUGAGAAAAUAAGCACUGGGAACAUAAUUUAUAGUGUAUUAUUGUGAUUAACAAAUAUAUUACUUGUGUUUACGUGAGGUAAAGAUUAAUACAGAAAUAACACAGUAGCCAAUUUAAAAAAUAUAUAGUAUAUAGGUAGUUAUAUAUCAUGGCAGUUUGGGUCAGUUAAACCGAUAUCUGAUUAAAAAUAUGAAUACCUUAUAAGUAUCUGUGAUUUUUGUUUGUUUGUUUGUUUUUUAAAUAUAAACAACAGGGUUUUUUUUCGGGGUUUUUUCUAUUUCUGUUAUAUAAAUUUGAGUUAUUGAGUUAUAAGAUUGCUCUCUUUCUAACAAAAUUACAUGUAUCAUGGACAAUAGGUAACAACAAGCUCUUCAGUUAAGUGUGCAAUAAUUUUGUUGAGUUGCAUAUAAGUUUGAUGUGUUAGAUUGUUUGACCAAUAGAAUCGUGUCUUUUAUGAACAUAUUAAAUAUUGCAGAUACUUUUAUUUUGACAGUUGCAGAAUUUUGCAAUUUUCUGCUUUGACCUAAAUAGAUCGUUGUAAAAGGCAACGUUUGCUCAGCAGAGGGCGCUGUUAUCUUUGUUUUGAGCUGUUCGCUCAGCAUGCCAGCAGUUGGCGCAAUGUUCCUGGAAAACUACUGACAAAUUCAUUUUAAUCUGUUUUCACACCAGGUGGUUGGGUAAUCUAUACUGAACAGAAUUAGAAAUUAUUAAAAUGAUCCUAAUGAUUUAUGACACAUCAAUUAUCUAUAUAUAUUACACUGAUUCAUAAAUAGCAGAAAUAGAUGUCCAAUGAUCACACGACACACAACUGUAAAUAUGUUAUGCUAUUCUCAAUGCUUUUCUCUUAUGGACA
Molecule: messenger RNA, 1762 nt
Organism: Onychostoma macrolepis
Lineage: Eukaryota; Metazoa; Chordata; Actinopteri; Cypriniformes; Cyprinidae
Gene: thtpa
Product: thiamine triphosphatase
Exons: 4
Coding region: 120-830 (236 amino acids)
Biological process (GO): thiamine metabolic process; dephosphorylation; thiamine diphosphate metabolic process
Molecular function (GO): magnesium ion binding; thiamine triphosphate phosphatase activity
Source: RefSeq, a predicted model, not a curated record